UCACCCCAACCCAAUUUAAAAACUACUAUCACAAAAUAAGAAAUCAGAGAUUUCAGACCACUGGGAAGUAAAAGAGUAACUCUACGCACACUCCUGGCAGUGUUGAGUUUUGAAUGUCUUCAUUAAGGCACUCUACUGACUUAAUCUCUUUACAUGUACAUCCUUGCCCCAAGUGCAAAAUAGUGGACAAAACCACCAGUUUUAAGUUUCAGAGGCUUUUACGGAUUAUGGUGUAGAAUUUGAAAUAUUGCGAAUUCAAAAGGGACCCCCCCCCCCAACCUCCAGCAAGUAACUAAUGUUAACAAUAUGUUGAGUUUCAGAUGUCUUUAUUGACCUUCUCCCUUGCCCAACCAAGAGCUGCAAACAAAACCACCAGUCUAAGUUUCAGAGGCUUUUGUGGUAGAUGGUAUUGAAGUUGAACUAACUUGGUAAUGUCAACAAGCGUAUCAUACAACAUUCCCUUGUCAGACGGCAGUGACGCAGUUGGAAAAGUUGCCUGUAGGCUACAGAUUCUUGGGCACGGAGAUUCUUACAAAAAAGAAGCCAUGAACAAGAAAGCAGUGCUUGUGAUCCUGGCAGUCCUGGUGCCUCUGCUGCAGGCUUCAGGGGAGGUGACUGAUGGAAAGUCUGGGAACGGCCCUGUCAACAUUAACUUCAACCUGCCUGGGUAUUACCUGGGAGGAGGGGACAUAUUCACUGCCAGUCGGGAGAAUCUUCUUGCUGAGUUGCAGGGCCAGGUGAGGGAUAUGGAACUGAAGAACGCUGAUCUGACAGACAAACUCACCGACUUACAGGAGCAGCUCAGGAACGUGACCACUGAGCUCUGGCUCCAUAAGAAAGCCUGCUGUAACAAGACACUGGUGUGUCCCAGUGGUUAUGAAAAGUUCCUGGACAGGUGCUACAAAUUCUCCACUGACAAGAAGAACUUCACCGAUGCCAGGUCCACCUGUCAGGCUGCCGGGGGGCACCUGGCUAUGCCUAAAGACAAGGCAACAAACGACUUCCUGGUCAAACAGAUCAAAGCUAAGAACAUCUCUGAAAUCUGGAUUGGACUGACAGACCUGGUGACAGAGGGAACCUUUGUGUUUGAGGAUGGGACGUCACUCAGCUGGUCCAACUGGGCGCAAGGCAUAGGGGCACCUUUUGCUUACCCCGACUAUGACUGUGUUGCACUGACCCCCUACCAAGGCGAGUGGGGUACUAGUUAUUGCUCCAUGACCGCUACAUAUGUGUGUGAAGUGAGUGCUACUGUUUCACAUUAGACAAGUACAAAGUCACAAGCCAUGGCAAGUACUGACUUUGAAGUUAAAUAAAAAAGAAACUAAUACAUGUAAUUGUGUUCAUGUGUCAGUUUGAAGACAUGUGACUGUCUAAUUAUGUUUUAUUGUCAAAGUGUGUUUGUACACCAUCGCAAGGCAUACAAAUUUACAUACUUUGGUAUAUCGAAGGUCUUGUUUGAGUUUGGA
This is a messenger RNA of Branchiostoma belcheri (Belcher's lancelet), 1466 nucleotides long. Its product is annotated as low affinity immunoglobulin epsilon Fc receptor-like. Lineage: Eukaryota; Metazoa; Chordata; Leptocardii; Amphioxiformes; Branchiostomatidae. Bases 432 to 1262 code for a protein of 276 amino acids. The record is from RefSeq and is a predicted model, not a curated record. The transcript is spliced from 3 exons.